Messenger RNA from Toxotes jaculatrix (banded archerfish), 3883 nucleotides. Its product is annotated as AN1-type zinc finger protein 3-like. Gene Ontology annotation, molecular function: zinc ion binding; DNA binding. The coding region runs from base 489 to 1181 and encodes 230 amino acids. The record is from RefSeq and is a predicted model, not a curated record. The transcript is spliced from 6 exons. Lineage: Eukaryota; Metazoa; Chordata; Actinopteri; Toxotidae.
UAGGGGUGGUCCUGAACCGUUGCGAGGGGAAGGCCUCGGUCUAUCUAUUUAUUUUUUCUUUUCUCGUACCCUCCCACGUAUUUAACGUCGCUCUAAUUGUAUUUUAACUGUAUUGGCGGACAGCUGGAGAUUUUUCUAAGCUGUUUGGUGUCGAGUGAAACACCGGGCGCCCCCCCCCUCGUUUCGUUUGUUGGUCGUAACAUCCGAACGUCCAGCUGAUUGCUUUGAGUGCCGUUCAAUUAUUCCAGUUCAAACUGAGCCGUUUUGUUUCACUUAACAGGAGGUUUUUUCUGCGGCCGGAACGGCUCGAGUUCGCCACCUUUCUUUGACCGACUUGUGGACUUUAAAACGAAGAGGAGAUUUAUCUUUCUUCUUUUUUUUUUUUGUCUAACUUGAGUGUCGGAUCGUUUUUCCUCGCUGAACGACCAGGCCCCGGUCUCAUCCCCAGCCUCGCGUUUCCAUAUCGGUUUUUUUUUUUGUUGGAAGUCAUGGGAGACACCAGUGAACGAAGCAAACCUCCGAGUCUACCUCCCCGGUGUCCCUGUGGAUUUUGGGGGUCCAGUAAAACCAUGAACCUCUGCUCCAAAUGUUUCGCUGACAUCCAGAAGAAGCAGCCAGGGGAGGACUGCACCUCCAAGCCCAUCCAAAGCACUGGGAGUAGCCAAUCACCCGUUUUCAGUAGCGAGACGAGCAGUAGCAGUAGCCAAUCCCUAUUGUCGUCGCCGCCCUCCAGCUCUGAGCAGCCGUCAGCUGAAGAGCCCUCGCCCACAUUUCCCAGCACGAGGGAAGGCGUGUCGUCCACAGAAACAGCCCAAGGAACACUCUGCACACCCACAAAACGUCCACGAGAAUCAGCCUCGGGCUCAGAGAGCGAGGCGACGCCAGAGAAACGGCCUCGGACAGACGAGAAAGAGGGGAGCAGCGAGGAGGCCCGCGGGACGCCCAAGCAGAAGAACCGUCGGCGCUGCUAUCGCUGCCAAACCAAACUAGAGCUGGUGCAGCAGGAACUGGGCUCCUGCCGCUGCGGCUAUGUGUUCUGCAUGCUUCACCGUCUACCCGAGCAGCACGACUGUCUGUUCGACCAUCUGGGCCGCGGGCGCGAGGAGGCCGUCCUCAAGAUGGUGAAGCUGGACCGCAAGGUGGGCCGCUCGUGCCAACGCAUCGGGGAGGAGUGCUCCUGAUUGGCCACACCGUGACCAGCCAUCCAGUUAGAGAUGAGGCGCUUACAAAGAGGAGGAGGAGGAGGUGAUGGAAGGAGAGCAAGGAGGAAUGACAAAUGGGGUGAUGGGUGGGAGGGGGAGGGUGGGAGGGAGGGAAGAAGAGGAAGAGGGGAGGGAGCACGGUCGUAACAUCCUGCAUCUGACCCGACGAUUCUGGAUCUGAGCUUGACGCCGCCCUGUUGCCGUCCUGAUUUCCUGCCUGGAGCGUCUGUUUGGACUCUGGCUCUGGACGAGGCAGCUCGGGGCCAACAGGGGGCCAAGUGGCUGUUCUGCGGAGCCACAUUCAGUAUCGCAUGUUCACACACACAGCCUUAACCCCACCUCCCCCCUGUCUUUAGAGGAAGGAUGCCGCAGAGAUGGAUCCCGUCAGUCGUACAUCAUGCACAGCUCCGCUGUUUCUCACCAUGGUUUCCUCCUCUUUGCUCACGCUCCUUUUUUCAGAACAGGAAGUUAUGGAAGAUGAACUGUAGCGUUCGGCUGAACUGAUCCGUUUGGAUUCUCAUUCAACAGUUAUUGGUUGUUCUUUUUUUUUUUUUCCAUUUCUUGGUCACGGGUGAGGGGUCCAGCUCUAUCCCACGACCAGUCCUCAGGUCGUCAUCAAGGGGUUGGAGUAUCAAACCUGUAACCCCGCCUUCCUCUCUUCUUUUUUUUUUCCUUCCACCAACGUUCAGGUCCAUGCACAGCAUCACCAACCAUGUUGUGCUCGUGUAUGGUACCAGCAACAGUGUAUUUGUGCAGGUGUGAGUGUGUCAUUUGGUCAUGUGAGGCAGUCCAAGGAUGCUGUCAUGGUUUGAGUUUUUUUUUCUUUUCCUUUUCUUUUUCUUUUUUUUUUGUUGUGUGGCCGUCAUGGUGAUUAGCUCGUUUUUACUGCUUAACCACGGUGUCGUGGAGGACAAUACAGCCAAUCCCUGCCUCUGCUCACAUGGACUGUUGACAAAAAGAAAAAAUACAAAUAAAUAUUAAAAAAAAAAAUAAAAAUCACACUAAUGGACAAGAGUAACUCAGAUAAAUCCUCUGUGUAGCAGAUCCUCUUCUCCCUCUUUCCCUCUCCUUUUUCAGUUUACUGAGUGGUACUGUUGUUCUUGAUGCAUAAGGGAGAAUAUGACUGAAUUUUUUGUAUUCAAAUGAAUAGUUCUUCGCCAAAACGCCAUGUGUUCAUUAAGAAAAACAAAUAAUCCAAAGUUCAUCACGGAUUGUUUCUACAGACGAUCAAUCAAGAGUUCUAAACUGAAUACAUAAAUUACUUCCUACCCUUUAAAUUGUUCUAUAAUUUAUUUCUUAUUUUGUGUUUUGUGGGUAGGAUUGGGUGUCUUUCAAAUUUCAGAUCGGGGAUAUCUGUUUGGAACAUAAUCCUUUAAACAUGAAUCGAUUAAAUCGAAGAGAGAUGGGUUCGUCCCACAGUUUAAAUGAGUGAUGUCAUAUUGAUACGCAGCACGAGUGAACGUUGGUGCUACGGCCGAGAAAUUAACCAAAUGCUGGUUGACUUGUAGACAUUAUACACCCAGAAGCAAACAGAAAAACAGUAAUCAGUAAAAUAACACCGGCCAUGUUGGUCAGUUGACUCUUAACUCGCCACUUCAGCAAAGUAACCAACCAUAGUUGGUUCUCUUCUGUUCAAUGUUUCUAUUAAUGAACCUUAUUUAGGUCUAAGACCAGAUGUGCACUGACUUCUGCUGGUCCAUCAUGCAUGUUUUGUUUUUCCCUGUUGGAUCCAGUAGAGGUCGUAGAUCUGUUGACAUCACUGUUGCAGCUCUCAGCUGCGUUUGGCUGCAGAAAUAACAUGUGAAUUCUCAAAUUGAGUGGUUUUUCCCUUUCUUCAUACCUUUUUGUUUCGUCAUCGUUUCCGACUCCGCUCGUAAUCAGCCUUCACAGUCUGACGGCUUGGACUCUGUGCUGUGCAUAUUGUUCAGUUCUCUUCCUUUCCUCUCCUUAAAGGGCUAUUCUACCGAAAUCAACCUUUUUGUUUGUGACUUUGCAGAAGCUGACAUUUUCUCCUUCAAAUUGGAAUUUUUUGUUAGCUUAUUUUGGAUGUGAUUUACAGUGUGGGCGUAUUAAAAGGUAUGAAUUGCAACUUCUUUAAUACAGGUGCGGGACUCCAUUAAAUGCACUUUUCAGAAUUGCAGAAAGUGCAGUUUGUAUAAUUUUUUUUUUAAACAUGAAACAGUAGAUUUCCUUGAAUGGCAGGAAAAUUAGAAAAUGACUUGUUUUUUCUUUUUUUGCAAAAUAACUAUGAAAAUGUUGAUUAAGGUGGACAGCCCUUAUAACCAGACACCACUUAACUAUGCUAAUCCUCAUGCACAAGUUAUUGUUUCUUCUCUCCCUCAUCUCUCACCCCCCUCCCCCUCCCGUCUUCUUCAGUGAGAACACAGCGAAGGAUAAAGGGAGUGUGGAGAAAUGUCAUGGCUGGUUCUUAUUUUGGUAUUUGAAUAUUUGAAAAAAACUUGUUCCUUUUUUGAGUGCUAAUGAGAAAUGGAAGAAAUGGAAUAUCUUUCUGUACCUUUUAAAGAAAAAAUUAUUUAACCUUAUAUCAGUUUGAGUUACUUACACCCUAGCAUAGAGUGGCAUAUUUAGUUAAAUGUAUAAAAAAAAAAAGCAAGAACAUAAUUCUGUCCUAUUUUCUCCUUUAAUUUUAUCGUGUUCCAUUUUCUGCUGAGGAAAAUAAA